Messenger RNA from Trematomus bernacchii (emerald rockcod), 3895 nucleotides. RefSeq names its product protein FAM13A-like. The record is from RefSeq and is a predicted model, not a curated record. The coding region runs from base 191 to 3136 and encodes 981 amino acids. The transcript is spliced from 21 exons. NCBI's taxonomy places the organism in Eukaryota, Metazoa, Chordata, Actinopteri, Perciformes, Nototheniidae. Gene Ontology annotation, biological process: signal transduction.
UAAGCUAGCCCAACCAUUUUACUAACAGCAUGUAUUACUUAUUGCAAGCCUAGCGUUUGGAUGUGAGAACGAUGGGUCGUUGUUGGCUGGACUUCCCGGGGGUUUCUGAGAGUGGAGCAUUAUGUCGCAGAGGGAGAAAUACGUCUACAUUUGAGAUAUGGAGAGUAGUCCCGGUGCGGUGAGCUGAAAAAUGGGAGCAAGCGCUUCUGUGUCUCUCUGUAGCGACCCGUCCUCAGUGAGCAUCCUGAGGCCCAGUGCUAAGGUCAGCCCGGAGCCCCCUGCCCUCACCCUGGUCUCAAAGCCUGAACUGUCCGCAAGGUGUGUGUUUGCCGUUGCCUUAGAAACACUGCGAGAGGACGGGCAGAUGGUCGAUGGAAUACCCGUUGUCCUAAGAGACAUGGUGGAGUUCCUGGAUAAUAAUGGACUGCACCACAGAGGGCUGUUCCGCCUGUGUGGGUCUGCGGUGCGGACCAGGCAGCUGAGGCAGCGCUCAGACUGUGGGGAGAGGGUGGACAUGGAGCACGAGGGAGACGUCCCCACCGUGGCGUCGCUCCUCAAACUCUUCCUCAGGGAGCUGCCAAUCGCCAUAGUUCCUGAACCCCAGCGCAAACAGCUGGUUCUGAGCCUCAAAGGAUAUGCAAAUGAGGCAGAGAUUAACCGGUCUCUGAGAGAAAACAUUUGCCACCUGCCUGAUGACAACCUCACUAUUUUGUCUUACCUCAUCCACUUCCUGUCCAGAGUGGCCGCUCACAGAGAAUAUAAUCACAUGCCUGUGGAAAAUCUGGCAACAAUCUUCGGGCCUUGCAUAUUUCAUGUUCCUGCAGGACCCAGGAUGCUGGACGAUCAGAAUGUGUGUAAUGCCCUGUUGCACCAUCUCCUGAGGCACCACCAGGAUCUAUUUCCAAUCCCAGCCGAGGACACAGUGGCCUCCUCCAUUUCCUCCUGCUCCCCCCCUCCUCCUCCCCUAUCCGCCCUUCCACACUUUGAGCUCCAAUCCAGCAGCUGUCACUCAGAGCAGAGCAGUGUGCAGAGGCCGGAGGGAGAGACCGCUUCACUGUCAGCGACCAGUGCUGUUAACCAAACAACACAGAGGUGUUUCCAACUCAACAGUCCUGACACACAGGCUUGUGAAACCAGCUCUGACGUCAGCGCUGACCUUCAGAAGCUGAUUCCAGACCAGCAGCCUCUGGAGGAGAGCAGUGACAGCACAGAGGCGGGCUGGGUGAUCUCCUCCCCCUCUGACCCCGGGCCAGAGCAACACCCUCACCAGAGCAGACCACCCAGAAGCCUCCAGAAGUAUACCACCCAACGGACCUCUUCACAGUACACAGUGCCACUACCGAAUGAGAGCGAGGGGGAGGAGGAUGAAGAGGCUCCCACCGAUGCGGUGCAGAAAUCUUCUAUUUCAGACCGCUGCACAGCCUCUGAAUCACAGAGCAUCACACCGACUCUCUGCACACAGAGGAUGCUGUUCUGCGAAGAGCACAAAGCAGGAUCCAAAACCGCUGAAUCUAAGAAGGGGAGAAGAGGAGGAGGAGGAGGAUUAGGUCGUGGUUCUCCUGACAGACACGAUGAUUGCCGAGGCAGAAACAUCAGCCAUGACAGUCCCUCUCUCAAGAUGCAAGCCCUGGAGGCUGACUUGGGACCCCCGUCUUCCCCUAUAGACCCCCAAGGUCAGGAUUACCUCCCUGCUCAAACACAGCCUCUCUCCUCUGAGGAGCAGAGCCUGGUUCUGACCCACAAGCUGCUUCUCCCCUCGCCGCCGUGCACACCAGCUCAGGACCGGGAAGACUCUCCACUCUCUGGGCACUCCCCCUCCCCUGAUUCCUCAGAGUUCAGUCCUGUCCUGUACACCAGCCUGCUCUCUGAGGGGUCUUCAGGAAACGACCCCCUGCCCAUCCUCCCGGGCCCUAAAACCAGCCCGCUGCUCUCUCGCUUUGCGCUGAGCGACUGCCCCGUCCCCUCCCCACGCUGCCCCAACCUCAGCCACAGCCUGCGCUACAACCUGGACCCCGAUACGGCCCCUUCCCCACCGUGCUCGCAGCACAUACGCAUGACUCGCAGCAGUGUCCACUCGGAGCCACACGAGGGCUCUGUCUCCGUCUCAGCGCUCAACAGACACAUUCACACUCUGAAGAAGAGGAUCAGGCGCUUUGAGGAGUGCUUUGAACAGGAGAAGCGCUAUAAGCCUGCCCACAACGACAAGACUGCUCAUCCGGAGGUGGCCCGACUGAUGAAGGAGCUCAUCAAGAGUCGCAAGCAGCUUAAAGAGCUGAAGCUGAGACAAUCAGAAGGGGGAGUGAAAGGUCAGGGAGACUCUAACCCAUCAUCUGAAACACGCAGAACCAACUCAGACCAGAGGGAGGCAGCACCGACAGGCACUGAGCUGCAGCAGCUAAACAACAACAGCAACAUCAAAGCUAACGUGGAGGAAACGGUCAAUACUAUAUCCAACAGACUGAAGGAGAGACGCAGAGAGCUGGGCCUGCCCGACAGCGUCAAGGAGAUGUCCCAUUUCCAGAUGACUAUGGAGAAGACCAGCCUGCAGAAGUGUUUGCUGCAUUUUGAGGGUCUGCACGGACGGCCGAGUACCAGGCAGGAGCGGACUCUGAUGAAACCUUUCUACGACCGGUACCGUCUCCUGAAGCAGCUGCUGCUCUCUGCUGCUGCUGCUGCCACAGUCAUACCAACCAUUGAGGAAGAGGAGGGCUCUGAUGAAGAUCAUCCCAAACAGCGUAGCCCAAGGCUGCAGCCCCUCCGACUGAAGCCCCCCCGCUGUGUGUCUUCAGACGACUCGCUGCACCUUCCUUCUUUAGAAACGUCUGAAACGCCUCUCGUGUCCCCGCUGGAGGAGGUGAAGUGUUUCCAGCCACAGAUCGUCACCAUGGCAACACUACAUGAAGCUUCCAGACCAGAAUUACUGGAUCACCUCAGGACGGCGCGGUCAGAGAGGCACCGACUUCACCGAGCGCUCCGAGAGUUUGAGGAGAACUUCCACACACAGACUGGCAGGUUCUGUCAGAAGGAGGACCGGGGGCCAAUGGCGGAGGAGUACUGCCAGUAUAAGAGCCUCAAAGCUAAGCUCCGCCUCCUGGAGGCCCUGCUCAGUAAACGGGACUCAACCAAGAGCAGCUGAGUGACUCACAGUGGGACUUUAUCAGACUCAAUCCUUUAUGAAAAUCAGGUUCUGAAUCUUGUGGUUCUGGUCUUGUUUUAUGUCAUUUUCUGUUGACGCACUUUACAUGAAGAAAAACUGAGGAAAUUGGUGACCAUCUUAAUGAAAUACAGUAUGACUGCGUUUUUUUUUUGUCAUUAUGACACAUCUUAAUAUAAACCUGAUGUAGCAAGUGUAUUUAAUGUAGCACUAAUUUAUGUCAGGGGUGACGGCUGUAACAACUUGGUGUUUGUUACAUACAAGUUAUUUUAUUCACGCACAUUAUGCCACUUUGUAACUUGCUUUCCUUCUUGCAAAAAACACUCCUUCAGGACAGCUUUGCCCAAAGCGGAAACUGCAUUUUCUUAAAAAAAAGUGCUUUCUUGGCAAACAGUGUGUAAGCUUAAAUGCAAUUAAUGAGACAAUCCUGUCGUGUUUGUACAUGUCAGUUCUUCAAUCCUACAUUGUGCUAUGAUAUGCAUUAAUAUUUUUAUAAUUGUGACCAUUGAAUUGACAUGUUCACCUUGGAAAAUAUGUGAACGUUGGUGAAGCUUGGCAUUGUAGUGCAAUUUCUCUCUGCUGUCAGAUUGGUGUUUACCCCCCCACUUUGCUUGUAUGAAGUUAUUUCCCUCUAAAUGCAGUUGUUGACAAUGAUCAGAGCUUUUGACAUUGUGCACUUCUGGUUUAUAUAAUUUUCUAUAUAUGAAUGUAUCAAUAAAAAUAAAUAUUUUUUCACAUUUA